AUGUUCUUGUCACGAUCCGCUGUGGCCGUCGCCAGACGUGCUGCCGUCUCCCCCAUCGUCCGCCGAAGCUUCACCGCCUCCGUCAUCCGCCGUGAUGCCGGUGCCAAGAAUGUCGAGCCCCAUGCCAGCGUGGGCCAGAAGCUGAAGACCUUUGGAGAUAUCAAGACCGAGGAUGACCUGGUCGGACCCGGUGCCGCCCCUGGUAGCGUCCCUACCGAUCUCGAGCAGUCCACCGGUCUCGAGCGUCUCGAAAUCCUCGGAAAGAUGGAGGGCGUCGACAUCUUCGACAUGCGCCCCCUGGACGCUUCGCGGAAAGGAACUUUGGACAACCCCAUCAUGGUCAAGUCUGCUGGUGAUGAGCAGUACGCCGGUUGCACUGGUUACCCCGCCGACUCUCACGUCGUUACCUGGUUGGGCAUGAACCGCGAGCGCCCCAUUGAGCGAUGCCCAGAAUGCGGCAGCGUCUACAAGAUGGAGUACGUUGGACCUCAGGACGAUCACCACGGCCACCACGACCACCACGGCUACGAGGAGCCCAAGACCUUUGCCGACUUUGUCAAGCCCGAGUACCGCUAA
Messenger RNA from Pestalotiopsis fici W106-1, 576 nucleotides. RefSeq names its product Cytochrome c oxidase subunit 4. The transcript has 4 exons. NCBI's taxonomy places the organism in Eukaryota, Fungi, Ascomycota, Sordariomycetes, Amphisphaeriales, Sporocadaceae. The coding region runs from base 1 to 576 and encodes 191 amino acids. Gene Ontology annotation, cellular component: mitochondrial envelope. Gene Ontology annotation, biological process: mitochondrial electron transport, cytochrome c to oxygen. The record is from RefSeq and is a predicted model, not a curated record.